This is a messenger RNA of Ipomoea nil (Japanese morning glory), 1603 nucleotides long. RefSeq lists its product as uncharacterized. Gene Ontology annotation, molecular function: metalloendopeptidase activity. Gene Ontology annotation, biological process: CAAX-box protein processing. Gene Ontology annotation, cellular component: membrane. The record is from RefSeq and is a predicted model, not a curated record. The transcript is spliced from 7 exons. Lineage: Eukaryota; Viridiplantae; Streptophyta; Magnoliopsida; Solanales; Convolvulaceae. Bases 109 to 1314 code for a protein of 401 amino acids.
CGGAAUUGUUCCCUCCGCAGCCGUUUUCUCUUCCGUCGGUACUUGUAAUCCGUAUCCAUUGUCCGGCGCAUUGCAUCUCAUACCAAAUUGUGUUAUUCUAGUGCUUCCAUGUCAACUUCUUACUUCUCCAAUCUCCCUCCUCCCAGCUCCAGAUAUCGCCUUAACCCUCCCGCGUUAUCGAAAUUAUCUCUGCCGCAGCUUCGGACCUCUAUCGUCACUGCCUCCUUACAGUUACAGAACGCGAGGUGGCGGUUAUCAUGCUCUAGACGUGAACACACUUCUUUGGAAUCUGUCAACUACGAGUCUGUAGAUGAUGAUAUUCCACAAGUGGUGAACUCGGAAUUCGAUCAACCCAAUAAUGCCAAGAGCGACUUGGUAUUCCAUCUUAAGAAGGCUUUUCAUGCUGUUCUUCACAUUGAACCUUGGACAGUACCAUGGACAGUAAGGACUAUUGUGCAGGUAAUGCUUCUAUGGAUUGCUUCAUUCUGGCUGGUAGGGUCUUGGAUAAUUCCAUUCCUAGCACAUUCUGCAGGUUUCAGAAAAGAGUCUCUCACGUAUCAAGGCUUAGCCUUGUACAGUCUAUUAACUGAUGCUGCUGGAGGUAUUGCAGGGAUGGCAAUCCUCCAUCGUCGUCUUGCAAAGUUUUUUCCACUUCCAUCCAAUUGGUUCAAAUUUAGCUUAGGCGGGAAGUGGCAUUUUGAUGUUGGCUUGUGCUGCGUUAUGUUUCCUUUGAUCAAUCGACUGUCACAGACAUCAGGGGGGACCAUUUGGUUUCAAGUCUAUUUCUGGUUCUGGCUUUUGCCUCCUCAGAGCUUCCUUUAUGUCCACCUCUUUCUACAACAGCCGUGGGGACCUUUGUCUGAUUCUCCAUUUGCGAUUGUGCAUGCAGACGAGCUCAUUUCCAAUGGCUUCCUCGUGCCUCUCUUCUUCAAGCCGAUGAGCAUGGAGGCGUAUGAUGCUUCUGACUCCAUGCCAACGACUCCUUCCACUUCAGUUGCCCAGAACGAGAUGCUGCAGUCAUCCGGGAGGAUCCCCUGCCCGUCCUUGAGAAGCUGUCGACGAUUAUCCAGGCAGUUUUUCCAGAAAUACUUGGACUUUCUUCGCCCCAUAUGCCAGAAACUACAGAGGUGCAGGUUCCGGCCUAGACACAGAACCGCGAAUUCAAGAAUGCAGGAAAUGAAGAAGUGGGCGGAUUUCUCGUCCGCAACAUCCCCCAGAACAAGCAGCGUCGAUAACUGGCGCAGGUCCUUCGACUCUGAGAGCUCGAUUUACGAGGCUGUGCUACAUUGCAAAAGGACCAUUGGCAAUAAAUGAGUAGAUGAGAGGCCAGAAGGCGUUGAUGAGUCCAUUGUUCCUCUGUCACUUUCUUGUUUUCUUCAAGAACGCUGUUGUAAAUUUGUCUUCUUUGGGGAAGUGGAAGCUGUACAAAUGCAUCACAGAUGGAAGAGUUUCAUCUCAGCAAAGAUAAAAUUCUCAUUCUUUUUUUUUUUUUUCUUCCCCCUUUUUCUUUGGGUCUUUUAGUCUGUAAAACAAUUCCUAGCUGUUGCAUUUUUCCUUUUUAUAAAGAUAUUAUUAAUAUAAUUCUUAUUUCAUGCGUUCCAAA